CUUUUACAUUUGUCACUUUAUAAUAUGCUGAAUGGGUCGGCCUUCACGUGCCAGUUGAUUCAAGUCAUGGAUGUGUAUGGUUUGAAUUGAACAGCUGAGUCGCGUGUCUGUGACGUCACGCACGUCUUGCCGAUACACAUUAGGAGCGAACUCACCUCUGCAAGCUGAGCGCGUUCUUCAUGCCGGCGUCUUGAUGUCUGCGGCGGCACGGCGAGGAGCUAAAAAAAAAAGAUGGAUUUUCAAAACGGGAGGUUCAAUGGCUCCUAAACGUCUGAGGUAGAAAGAUCCAUCAUGAGGAGGACGCUCAGGAAGGAGCGGCCCGACGAGAGCAACAAGGCCGCCCCGGUGAAAUGAACGCUCCACUCGCUUGGCGUCCAUCAGUCGCCGGCAUGUCGUUGCGGUUCUUGGACGAGGACUUCCAAGCAGCCUGGAAGGAGCUGGACGAGCCGCAGCUGCAAGGAGGAUGGGAGCUCUUCACCGGGACGAUGGGAGUGAACAUUUACAGGCUUCUUGACAAGGAAACGGGACUUUACGAGUACAAAGUCCUUGGCUCGCUCAGCAGCUGCGCUCCAGAGCUGUGUGCGGACGUCUACAUGGACCUGGCCUAUCGCAAGCACUGGGAUGGAUACGUCAAAGAGCUCUUUGAGGAGCAGUUUGACGGGCAGACGGCCAUCUACUGGGAAGUCAAGUACCCGUUCCCGCUGUCCAACAGAGACUACGUGUACAUCAGGGAGCGGCGAGUCCUGGACGUGGGCGGCAGGAGGAUCUGGGUCAUCCUGGCCAGAAGUUCUCCGGAGACGCCGUGCCCGGAGAAGAACGGCGUGCUGCGAGUGAAGGACUACAAGCAGACGGUCGCCAUGGAGACGGACGGCGCCGGCGGCACUAAAGUUUUCAUGAAUUACUUUGACAAUCCUGGCGGGAUGAUUCCCACCUGGCUGGUCAACUGGGCGGCCAAGAGCGGCGUUCCUGGCUUCCUCACCGACAUGCAGAAGGCCUGCAGCGACUAUCACAGCUACCGCUGCAAGAAGUGAGAAGUUAUUUCUCCAUCAAACACUGAGCUCUGGCGAAUGUGCGAGCAGCAUGAUGGCGGCACGCUGCAUCGCCAGCGUCCUAAUCCGAAUCAUCACGGGUCAGUCGUGUCUUCCAUCGGUCCUGGCCGAGCCGCUCUUGAAGGAUGGAAAACGCAGCCGACCCGUCUGUGUUGGUCUGAGUGGGAUUUAAAUGUCAACAAGACAAUUGUCUGUGUGCCAUUUUCAUUCCCAGAAAUGAACUUCUGUAAUCAUGGAAAAUCAUGGAAAACCACGGAAACUGCUGUUCUGAUUGGUCUAUGCUAAUUGUUGCGUGCACGCACUCAAAUUCAAAUGUGAGAGAAAAAACAUCAAAGUGUGUCUUUUAUUUUAUUGUAUCUUUUUUAAAAGUGUCAUGAUAAGAUGAACCCCAAACCCCAAAACUGAUUCUUCUGGUCUCCUGGCUUUAGCCCAGACGUGUCCACAACAUUAACAUUUGUAUUUUUGUACCAAGCAGAGUAGCUAACCUCUUAAGGACGACCUGAGUACAUGGCAAAGCAUAUUAGCAUUAUUAGUCUUUAGUAGGGGUGUCACAAGACCAGACAUAACAACAUUGGGCCUACCAGACCAGGUUUUAACAUGACUCUUUAGAAGUACCAUGCAAAAUUGACUGCAAUCUACUAAUUGACUUCCUAGUAUGCUACAUUCUUCUGUACUGUCUAUGCUAAUGUGUUUUAACAAGGUUUUGCCAACAGGAAUAUAAUGGUAUCGUCCACCUCAUGACGUCAACACUGACGCUAAAUUGAAAAGCCCACUUUAAAAAUGGCGUCUUUGUCAACCGUCAAUAACCAUAAUAAACAAUGCAAGAAGAUGGCGUCCUUCCUGAAGUGACGUCACCAGCCGGAAGUCGCUCGUCCAGCGGUUUGUGAGCCGGCCCCUUCCAGUCAGAGGAAUGUCGAAAACCCAGAGGAAGCAGGCGUGCUGAAUUGGCGGCGUCUCCGUGCUGGCCUUCUCGUGGAGCUGCAUCGCUGUGGACCAGCUGAGCCACGAAGACGCCACAGCGGUGGAAGACGGCAGGCCCGGCCCGGCCAAUGGUGUCCGCCCGUGAGCCGUGUGGAGUCAUCCCUAUCCAAAGCACCCACGCUGGCCGGGAAUCUCUUUCAUCCCCAAG
Doryrhamphus excisus (bluestripe pipefish) is the source of this 2178-nucleotide messenger RNA. The record is from RefSeq and is a predicted model, not a curated record. NCBI's taxonomy places the organism in Eukaryota, Metazoa, Chordata, Actinopteri, Syngnathiformes, Syngnathidae.